Messenger RNA from Moneuplotes crassus, 1531 nucleotides. The record is from the annotation of a GenBank genome assembly. NCBI's taxonomy places the organism in Eukaryota, Ciliophora, Spirotrichea, Euplotida, Euplotidae.
AUUAGUAGUAAAAUUAUGUAUCUCUUUGGGAGGUUAAAUAUAAGAGUCCAAAAUGAUUUAUUGUCAAAUUAAAUUUCUCUUUGGGAAAUAUUAGUUAGGCAAAAGAUUUUAAUUAGGUUUUGGUAUGUCAACAAUUGUGAAAGAAUAACCAAUAUUUCAAUAAAGACUUUAUGUUCGAGGUUAGUUUAUCAAAAUUUUGAUAAAAAUAGACUAAGUCUCUGAAGGAUCAAGGAUGAUUCCUAAUAGCAUUUGAAUAGAAAUCAAUGAUAUAAAAAAAACAAGAGUCUUUUAACUUUAAUCCAAGGGUUCUAAAGAAGAAAUUAGUGAAAUUUGUGUUAAAUUCUCUAAGGGUCCCUGACAGUAUUUUAGGAAAGAGAAAACAAUAUGACUUUACCAAAUUACAAGUUCAACAAUAAGAGAUUCCACAGGGAGCUCCAAUGGACUGAGAUGAACACUCUAGGGUAUCAAGCGACUGAACAUGAAGAGAUAGAACGCAAAGAAACUAACGAUAAACUAUGGAAAGAGAUAAUUAAUAAUUCUAAGGAGCAGGAAUAUAACAGAUAUUAUGAAACAGUUUACUCUUCAGAUUCUUCUGCUAUGAAGCAAGAGAGAGGAAAACAGGAAAAUGGAAAACAGGAGGAGGAGAAUGAUAGAAAAAUUUUUAUUAUCAGACAUGUAAAGAGAAAUAUUUUGUAGAUGAAGCCGAAUUACUUGAAAAAUCAAAGCCAGAGGUCAAACAGAAUAUGCCCAUAGAAGCUCAGAAGAACAAAGGUCAUUUUUCGAAGACGAAUAGGCGAUAUUUUCCAGCAUGUGCCAGUCCAAAGAAGAAGAAUUUUACUAAUAAGACAAUCAUUAAUCCUCAGUUCUGAAGCAAGCCAAAGGAUCUUAAAACACCUAGGGAAGAAAGAUUAUUAUCUCCAGGAAUUAUUGAUAGAGGCAAGAUCGCUAAAUUGAUGCAGAAAUAUUCAUUUGUGCGACCGAGCAUUCAUAGAUACAGGAGUCCUGAUAAUCGAAACAACACAGCAUAUAUGAACACGAGGUUGGAAAAUAUGAGAAACAACUUCUUCGAUCUUAAUUUGGCUAAAAAGAAGUUGUUCUCACCUAAGAAUAAGGUUAGACCUACUCGCCCUGUUUUAGGAAACUUGAAGCUUCCUUCAAAGCUAGAGAAGAAGAUGUCUGAUGCUGAAGGACUCCUUCUGGAGUCUCCUUUCUUAAAGACUACUAUUAAAGGUCCUCAAAAAAUUAAAGCUAAAUUUAGCAUCUCUGAUGUUGAAAUUGAGAAGAUUAAGAACCAAAUUUGGGGAAAGAUGAAAUGAAAGAGGUCCAAAAAAUUUGAUCUUUAAUUCAAAUUAUUAUUUUAACAUCUUUGCUACCUUCUUUUUGCAGCUAUGUUAGGAAUUGAUUUUAAUUCUAAACUGUGAGCUAAGAUUGUGUGGCAUAUGAAGAAAUAAACUCUAUUAUAUAUUCUAGCUUGUCUUGGUAACCUGAAAUUCAUCAUCAGUGAUAGGUAUUGUCCAUCUUUCAAAAUCCU